UGCUAUGUGAUAACAAACCCACACAAAUGUAAGCACUGAUCAGUGGACUAACGAUGAAAAUGUGAAUUUUCAAUUUCAAUUUUGUAGUUUAGUACUCAGUAAACUACCUAGGGUAUUUGUUUUUAUUUCUUUACUACUUUGCUAGUUUCAGAAGUAAAUGAAAGUAUAAUCCACCAAUUCAAUAUUACACUAAUACAGUUACCAGAUCAUUCGUUUACGAUAAAUAUAGUAUCAGUAAAUAUGGAUAUUUCAACAGAAAUCAUUUCGGCUUUAAGACAGUCUUUUUUAGAUAAACUCGAAAAGGAAAAGGAAAUAUUUCAUCCUAUGGACCUUGCUAAAAUAAAUAAUACAGAUUUAUGGCUCAAGCGAUUUUUGAUUCAUAAUGAUGGUAACCAAGCAGAGGCGUUAUCAAUGUUAUGGAAUGUAUGUGAAUGGAGAAAAUCAUUUGGUGUUAAUGAAAUAAGUGAGUCAAAUGGUACAGUUAAGAUCGAUUAUUUAGAAGAAGGUAUAAUGUUCCCUCAUGGGGUUGAUAAUGAUGGUAAACUUAUGUUUAUUAUUAGAUGUAAAUUACAUUUUAAAAAUUCAAAAGAUCCAGAGGAAUGUAAAAAGUGUGCAGUAUAUUGGUUUGAAAGAAUGGAAAGAUUAACUAAUGGUGAUCAAAUUACAAUAUUUUUUGAUAUGAUGGGUUCUGGUUUAAGUAAUCUUGAUAUGGAAUUUACUAACUACUUAAUUAAUUUACUAAAAAUGUAUUAUCCAGCAUUUUUAAACUAUAUCAUAAUUUUUGAAAUGCCAUGGGUUUUAAAUGCCGCUUUUAAAAUAAUCAAAACAUGGUUACCAGCUAGGGCUGUGAAAAAAAUUAAAUUUUUAAGUAAAAGUAAUUUAAAUGAAUUUGUACCAAAAGAAUCAUGUAUGGUGAGUUGGGGUGGUGAAGACUGUUAUGAAUUUAAUUUUGAACCAGAAACAAAAAAAGUUGAAGAAACCAAGAAAAAGGUUCAUUUUGCAGAGACAAUGGAAGUAAAAAAUGAUUCAGGAGAUAUUAGAGAUAUAGUGUAUAUGCCUAAAGAAUUUAAAUUAAAAAUAGUUCCUAGUGAAGUACUUAUCUUUAAUAAAGAUAAUAGCAAUGGUAACAAGGAAUUAAUUGCUAGUCUUAUGUUUACAAAUGAUUAUAAAGAUUCUAUUGCUUUCAAAAUAAAAACUACUUGUCUUGUUAAAUAUAAAGUACGUCCAAGUACAGGUACUCUUAAGCCUCAAGAGACUAUAAAAGUUACAUUUGUGUUAAAUGGAACUUCUAUAAAACAAACUGAUGUCAUAAAAGAUAAAUUUUUAGUACUAGUUAUUCCUGUUAUAGAAGAAAAAAAUACUGCAGAAUUUUGGAAGAUGCAGUGGGAAUCUAAGGAACAACACAUUUUGAAGUGCAAAAUUGUUAGUGAAAAUGAAGCAGGAGGUGCUUGGGAUUCUUGUAAUCAAGAUCAUCAGAACCAUAAUGAUGAACUUGAACAAAAAGUUGAAAAAUUAAUUCUUGUGGUUGCUAAUCUGGAAAAAUCUAGUAGUAUACUUGGUCAACAAAUACAAUACAUUAAAUAUUCAUUAUAUUUUGUACUGUUAGUAUGUUUGUUUGCUAUAGGAUUUUUUUGGGCUAUUUUUUAUUAUAAAUAAAAAAUAAAA
Molecule: messenger RNA, 1665 nt
Organism: Sipha flava (yellow sugarcane aphid)
Lineage: Eukaryota; Metazoa; Arthropoda; Insecta; Hemiptera; Aphididae
Product: motile sperm domain-containing protein 2-like
Exons: 10
Coding region: 241-1656 (471 amino acids)
Source: RefSeq, a predicted model, not a curated record